Molecule: messenger RNA, 1571 nt
Organism: Clunio marinus
Lineage: Eukaryota; Metazoa; Arthropoda; Insecta; Diptera; Chironomidae
Source: the annotation of a GenBank genome assembly
AUGCUGACUUCAUCGAUUAUAUCCAAUUUGCGAAAUAUUUCGGCACUUUCUUUAAAUCAUGUUUCUCAGAUUAAGAGUUUCUUCCACACGACACCAAUAUGCAAUGAAUUAAGGCUUCUUUCUAGAAUGAGAGUUGUUGACAACAGUGAAAUCGGCAAGAAAGCUAUGUUGGAAGGAAAACCACCUAAAGUUAUUCAUGUUUACAAUAAACGUCGAGUUGGUUUAAUUGGUGAUAGAGUUCUUAUGGCAAUCAAAGGACAAAAAAAGAAAGGAAUCCUUGUUGGAUUGAAGCAAAAGCAAAGAAUCAAAGUUCCCAAGUUUGAUACAAAUAAUGUCGUAUUAAUUGACGACAACGGAACUCCUUUGGGCACUCGAAUAUUCGUUCCAAUUCCGACAAUUCUUAGGACCAUAAUGAAAGAAAAAACUCAUUCAAAAGGAGCUGACUACACAAAAAUUCUAGCAAUUGCUUCAAAAUUUAUUAAAGAAAUGUUUCAUUUAAAACCUAUUUUAGUUGAUCAGAAGAUCGAUUUUCCAACUUGUAUGUAUCAUCUUAAACCCAUCAACACGAAUUUGAACGAGAGCAUGGAUAAUUCUAUUAAUAAAUCGGAUAAAUCAGAAGUAGAAAUGUUAGAAGAAAAACAAAAUCGGAUUCUUAAGAAACUUGAUGAGCUCAAGCAGACACUUAUGUCGAUGCGAGGAGACAUGAAAGGAAACAAUAAAUCAAACCAUCCAGCUCAAGAGCGUAAAAUUACAUCGUCGUCGGUUAUUAAAGGGAAAGCGAUAGAUAUCAAUAAUCUUACUGAUAUUGUUAUCAAUGUUCAUCCAUCUAAUGUUCCAUUUAGCAUUCUUGCACUUGAAAAUCAAUGGAGAGGAAGAUUAAAUAUCGAAGUAAUGAUUUUUACUCAUUCAACUAUCCAAGAAUCUGAUUUCACGAAGGCAGCGAAAGAAUUUGGAGCCAAAGUUUCAUCAUCAAUCCCUCAAAGUAAUUUAGCAACAUUAAAGAUAAUAAUUAUUUGGAAAAAUGUUGAAACUACUCAAAUGUUGACAUCACCAACUUCAAUUCCUGUCUAUGGCGAAAUGAACAUCAUCCGAUAUCUUAACCGAAUUGGACCAAAUGAGUUCAGUUAUGAAGUUGACAAUCAAUUUGCUAACGUAUUUGAUAAUAUUCUCGAUAUUUGCGAUCAAAUUUUAAAGCAACCUUCAUCGAAAGAUCGUCAAUCCUACAUUCAACAAUUGAGUCAAUAUCUUGGAAAAAAUCAAUUUUUUAUCAACUCUCCAAGUAUAGGAAUUGCCGAUAUUGCAGCUUCAACUACUCUCAAGAAAUUGUCUGUCAACAGCCCUAAAGAACUUCCAGCAAAUUUCUCUUCUUGGCUUCAAAAAAUCAAUUCGAUUGUUGGAUAUUAAAACUCAAUAUAAAUUUGCCAGAAAAAAAACAUUAUUUUGAAACUUUAUUUGCAAUACAAUAAAAGUUAGAAAAAUGGCGUGUGAAGAACAAUCCAUGGAAGCUUUCCAUAAUUCUUAUAUAUAUACCAGUCAUAAAUUAAAUUAAUUCCUAAAACGAAAAUCAAAAC